AAAACAUUUAAAUUGCAGUAGAUUUGUAAACGUGUUUUUUGUCCUCGCUGUCUUUGUGCUGCAGAAAGCCAUCGCUCCCGCCAGCUGUCUCGUUCUGCUCAACGAACAUCCUCUUCUGAAAUAUUCCACUUCCCGUUCUGUUGCCAAGCACCCUGUCGGUCUGGAAGUUGGUCCUCAGCCUCAAGGUGUUCUGAGGAGCAACAUCUUCGAAGCUAUGAGGGUGAUACUGAAACACGCGCUGGACUUCAUCGAGCUGUUCAACGAAGGUAUGUCAGGCACACCAGCACAGGCCUGGAAAAGUUCAUGAAAACUUCAUUUACGUUGAAAGUUUUGGAAAAGUCAUGGAGUUUUUGUUUCACGAACCUGUGGAAUAACACAUGAGGUGUUCAAGGACCUUCACAAAUGUGAACAUCUAAU
Messenger RNA from Plectropomus leopardus (leopard coralgrouper), 417 nucleotides. The record is from RefSeq and is a predicted model, not a curated record. NCBI's taxonomy places the organism in Eukaryota, Metazoa, Chordata, Actinopteri, Perciformes, Serranidae.